AUGGCUCUCAUGGAGGCUAAGGUCAAGAGCGUGCUCUCUGGCGAUACCCUCGUUCUCCACAACAUCAAGAAUCCUUCUCAAGAACGCACCCUGAGCUUGGCCUUUGUCAGUGCUCCUAGGAUACGCAGAGAGGGCGACGAACCUGGUGCUUUCGAGUCCAGAGACUUUGUCCGCAAGCUCUGCGUCGGCAAGGUUGUUCGAUUCAGCGUCCUCUACAAUGUCCCCACGCCUUCACCUCGCGACUACGGUGUCAUUAUCCUGCAGAGCGGCCAACAUCUGCUCGACCUCGUUGUACGUGAGGGCUUGGUCAAGCUGAGAGAUGACGCUGGUAAAAAGGAGGACACACCACAAGGCACCGAGCUACUCGAGAGGUUGCAGGCCCUCGAGAGCCACGCCAAGGUCGACGAGAAGGGCAUCUGGAACUCCAACCAACAACGCAUCGACAACGUUCACGACCUGUCAGACCCAAGGGCCUUCGCAGAAGCUUACAAGGGUCAACCCAUUGACGCCAUCGUCGAACGUGUUCUGAGUGCAGACCGUCUCAUCUGCCGCAUGUUGGUCCAGCCCACAAAGCACACUCAGACCAUCGUCUUGCUCGCCGGUGUCCGCGCUCCUGCUACCAAGCGAAUCAACCCUUCGGACCAGUCAGAGCAACCCGCAGAGCCCUUCGGUACCGAGGCACACCGCUUCGUCGAGGAGAGACUGCUGCAGCGUGGUGUCCAAGUACGCAUCCUUGGUGUUUCUCCCAACAACCUCCUGGUCGGAGAGGUCAGACACCCCAUGGGUAGCAUCGCCGAAUUCCUCCUCAAGGCGGGUCUCGCUCGCUGCACCGACCACCACUCGACAUGGCUUGGUUCCGAGAUGGCCAAGCUGAGACAGGCCGAACGUCACGCCAGGGAUAACAAGCUUGGUCUGUUCGAAGGUCACGUCUCGCAAAGAUCUGCUGGUACUGGUCAAAUUGAAGCUACCGUCAGCCGUGUUUUCUCUGCCGAUACUCUCUACUUGCGCAACAAGGCUGGAGCCGAGAAGCGUGUCAACCUCAGCAGUGUUCGCCAACCCAAGCCUUCAGACCCCAAGCAAUCACCCUUUGGUGCUGAGGCUAAGGAGUUCUUGCGCAAGCGUCUGAUCGGAAAGCACGUCAAGGUUACCAUCGAUGGCAAGCGACCAGCCACUGAAGGCUUCGAUGAGCGCGAGAUGGCCACUGUCACCUUGAACGACGAGAACGUGGGUCUUCAGCUCGUUGAGCAGGGAUACGCCUCCGUCAUCAGACACCGCAUGGAUGAUACUGAUCGUUCGCCUAUCUACGAUGAGCUUCUUGCCGCCGAGGAGGCUGCACAGAGUGCUGGCAAGGGAAUGUGGAAUCCCAAGCCCCCAAAGAAGACCGAAUAUGUCGACUACAGCGCUUCCGUCGACCAGGCCAAGCGUCAACUCACUCUUCUGUCGCGCCAAAGGAAGGUUCCUGCUGUUGUCGACUUUGUCAAGAGCGGGAGUAGAUUUACCGUCUUGGUUCCUCGCGAGAACGCCAAGCUCACUUUUGUUCUGUCCGGUAUCAGCGCACCUCGCUCCGCUCGCAACCCCAGCGAGAAGGGCGAGCCUUUCGGUCAAGAGGCUCAUGAGUUCGCAAACCGCAGAUGCCAGCAACGCGAUGUCGAGAUUGACGUUGAGGGUACUGACAAGGUUGGAGGCUUCAUUGGUCAGCUGUACAUCAACCGUGAGAGCUUUGCUAAGCUGCUCGUCGAGGAGGGUCUUGCUUCGGUCCACGCCUAUAGUGCAGAGAAGUCGGGCAACGCAAACGAGCUCUUCGCUGCCGAGCAAAGGGCAAAGGAGGCCAGACGUGGCAUGUGGCACGACUGGGACCCUUCAAAGGACGUUGCCGAGGAGGGCGAGGUGUACGAUGCUUCUGCAAGUGCUGCCGGUCAGAACGGCGAUGCUCCUGUCGAGCGCCGCAAGGACUACAGAGAUGUUGUGGUCACUAACAUCGACUCCACAAACGCACGCAUCAAGAUUCAGGAGAUUGGAACUGGCACAGCAGCUUUGACCGACCUCAUGAACUCGUUCCGCUCCUUCCACAUUUCCUCAUCUGCCAACAAGCCCCUCGAACAAGCCCCCAAGGCCGGUGACUUCGUGUCUGCCAGAUUCAGCGAAGACAAUGAAUGGUACCGCGCCCGCAUCCGCCGCAACGACCGCGAAAACAAGACUUCCGAGGUCGUCUACAUCGAUUACGGCAACAGCGAAACGAUCCCUUGGUCGCGCCUGCGCACCCUCGAUCCCACCCGCUUCGGCGUACAAAAGCUGCGCGCCCAAGCCCUCGAUGCCGUCUUCUCCUUCCUGCAAUUCCCCACCGCACCCGAAUACCUCCGCGAAGCCGUCAACAUCAUCAGCGACUCCACUGCCGAUCGCCAAUUGGUUGCCAAUGUGGAUUACAUUGAUCCUCGUGAGGGCACACUGCACGUCACACUGUUCGACCCUAAGCAGAGCGACAGUCUGAAGGACAGCGUCAAUGCCGAUAUCAUCUCCGAAGGUUUCGCCAUGGUGCCCAAGAAGCUCAAGGCUUGGGAGAGAGGAGCUGGAGAUGUGCUUGCUGAUCUUCAGGCUCGUGAGACUGAGGCCAAGGAGCGUAGACUUGGUCAGUGGGAGUAUGGUGACUUGACUGAGGAUUAG
Molecule: messenger RNA, 2661 nt
Organism: Aureobasidium namibiae CBS 147.97
Lineage: Eukaryota; Fungi; Ascomycota; Dothideomycetes; Dothideales; Saccotheciaceae
Exons: 2
Coding region: 1-2661 (886 amino acids)
Biological process (GO): regulatory ncRNA-mediated gene silencing; mRNA catabolic process
Cellular component (GO): RISC complex; cytosol; nucleus
Molecular function (GO): nuclease activity; RNA binding
Source: RefSeq, a predicted model, not a curated record